UCCGCACCGACAAUCAACCAGGAAGUGAAGCACUUUGUAGAGCAGAGUACAAACACACUACAGGCCGUCUGCAGCCGUGGAACCUCACAGACUAACAACUCGCCGUAAUGCACAGAUUAAAGAUCAUUUCGGGCCACUUGUCUCCCGCAGGUUCCUCUGAAGACAGGUGGGAUUUGCGGAGGACAGAGUGCGGGUCAGCAGCCCGGAGCAGCAGCCCGGAGGACGUGGUGGUGGUCCAUGGACUCAGGACCGCUAUCGGGAAAGCUAAGAGAGGAGCAUUAAAGGACACGACGCCUGACGAGCUGCUGAGUGCGGUGAUGGCGGCUGUGCUGAGAGAUGUUGGACUCUCGCCCAACAAACUGGGAGACGUUUGUGUGGGUAACGUGCUGCAGCCGGGCGCCGGUGCUCUGAUGGCCAGGGUGGCUCACUUCCUGAGCGGGUUUCCAGACAGUGUACCUGUCUACACCGUCAACAGACAGUGCUCCUCUGGACUGCAGGCUCUAUUUAACAUAGCAGGAGCCAUCAGGAGCAGAUCCAUUGACCUGGGCCUCGCGUGUGGUGUGGAGAGCAUGUCUCUGCGGUCAAUAGGUAAUCCAGGAGAUUUGAGCUCCAGGCUGAUGGACAACGACAAGGCCAGAGACUGCAUCAUCCCGAUGGGCAUCACUUCAGAGAACGUCGCCGAGAGAUUUGGGGUCUCCAGAGAAAAGCAGGACGCCUUCGCUCUCAGUUCUCAGCAAAAAGCCGCCCGGGCGCAGAGCUCGGGUCUGUUCGACCAGGAGAUCGUUCCCGUCACCACUAAGUUGGUAGACGAUGAGGGAAAAGAGCACGAGGUGACAGUCAGUAAGGAUGAUGGGAUCAGAGCGGGAACGACUCUGGAAGGACUCCGUAAACUACGGCCGGCCUUCAAACCUGACGGCAGCACGACAGCAGGUAAUUCCAGCCAGGUGAGCGACGGAGCAGCGGCCGUGCUGAUUGGUCGCAGGUCUGCAGUCGAGGCUCUGGGUCUGCCGGUCCUGGGAGUCCUGAGGGCCAGUGCGGUUGUGGGGGUCCCUCCUGAUGUUAUGGGUAUUGGACCAGCAUUCGCCAUCCCUGCAGCUCUGGAGCAGGCAGGAUUAACUGUGGCUGAUAUUGACGUGUUUGAAAUCAACGAGGCAUUUGCCAGUCAGGCGGUGUACUGUGUGGAGAAGCUGGGGAUCCCGUUGGAGAAGGUGAAUCCUAACGGAGGCGCCAUCGCUCUGGGUCAUCCUCUGGGCUGCACCGGAGCUCGACAGGUGGUGACGCUGCUGAACGAGCUCAGACGCAGAGGCAGGAGGGCGUACGGCGUCGUGUCCAUGUGCAUUGGCACAGGGAUGGGAGCUGCUGCCGUCUUUGAGUACCCCGGACCGUAGGAGCAGACGGCCAACCAACACUUUGUUACUGUGAUUAACCUUAACUAUCCGAUAUGACAGGUAAUCUGUCUGCAUGGCUCAGGUGUGAUUUCAAAAGCUGUAAUCGUAAACACAAGAUCAUGAUGUUGAUACAUCUUGGCAACCGAUUACAAACAAUCAGUAAUUGACACUUUAAUUACUUUUGCAAACUACGAGAGCUUCAUUAACUGUUCCUCGGCGCCGUCCAGUGACAUAACAAGCCUUAAACAGGCCAGGUGCUCAUUAAUGUUGGUUUUCUAGCUGUAGUCCUCUUUUCAUACUGGCCACUAAAAGAUGCCUUUUAUAAUGAGCUUUCAGUGUAAUGAUGGGGGACAAAAUGUUAUCUGAAGCUUCAGCAGGCUCGAUUGUUACUUAGCAAUAAGCUGAUAUCUACAAAGGUUGGUGUUUUUAGUUUAAAACAAUUUCCUGGAAGGAGAUAAGUAACUUAUCUCCCUCAUUUCUACCGUCAUCUUCCUGCAACAAGGAGAAUUGUCCUUGAAGAAAGGAUCAUUUUAAUGUCCAGUUUAAACAGAAGGAAUGACAAAAAGGAGAAACUGUUCAUGUGCGCACCUGACUUAAUCUUUCACUAAACUAAUGCUGUACUUCAGGUGUAAAUACUUUGUGUAGGAGAUAGAUUUCGAAUAGCCGGUGAUUAAGUGCCUUCGAUUUCAUGCUGCUGAUCAAACCACCUGGCAGGGCCUUCUUUAUCGAUCCAAUAAAAACAAGUCAGCCAGAUUUGCUGACAUUUCCUGCUCUAUUUGGUCAGCAGAUCAGUUUUAAAUAUUGCAUAGAGGAAUACUGAGCUGUUGAUGAAGCGCAGCAGACGACAUGCAGCCAUCAAGCUGAAAAAUAAUUGAUCUGUUACAUUAAACCAUUUGCACUGUGCCGUAGCUCACAGAGUAUCCAAACUCUGAUCUACUGUUUGAUCCGUCAAAUCUGGGGACCAAUCCAAAAUACACAUUUUGAUUCCAGAUAUUUCGGCCUCAUGCAUGAGGCUCAGAUGAGUCGGAUUCAACUAACUCUGACUGGAACAACUCAGUCGUCGUAUUAGAGGACAUGUUGUUGUACUGAAGAUUAGAAAAUAUCGAUAGUACAGCUGCCAACAACGUUUUCUGAGUACUGUGAGAAAAAGGGGACGGCAGGGAUGUCCCGAUUAAGUGUCCUUUUAAUAUUGGAUCUCUCUACCUAAAUGUUGAUUAAAUAAGUAUCUGACACGUAAAUAACAGCUGUAGCUACUAAACCUGACAUACCUUUUUGUUUUACUAGAUCCAAAUACUGGCUUUCUCUGUUGAAUAUCUUGUUUCAAGAAUAGGUUAAGUUUAAAAGCUUAAAUUACUAAUUAGUUAUAAAAGGCUUAACUGGAAGAAAGUGCCACCUGGAGCUGAUUGGCUGGAGAGAGGACGUCUCACUCUGAGAGAGACUUGUACGACCGGUCCAGACCUCACAGAAAUGAUCAAUCUAAAAAGAAUCUGUCUGCACAGCUGCUUCUCGCUUGAGGCCCAGUCUGUUACUGUUAUCAUGUGAAACUACAAUGACUUUUAAAUACCUGCGGGGCUUUGUAAAACUGAGCUGGGAAGAAUAUCUGUACAAACCUGUACAUGUAGAAAAAAUAAAACAUUUCCACACGA
Micropterus dolomieu (smallmouth bass) is the source of this 3034-nucleotide messenger RNA. RefSeq names its product acetyl-CoA acyltransferase 1 (gene acaa1). The record is from RefSeq and is a predicted model, not a curated record. Gene Ontology annotation, molecular function: acetyl-CoA C-acyltransferase activity. The coding region runs from base 108 to 1388 and encodes 426 amino acids. Gene Ontology annotation, cellular component: peroxisome. Gene Ontology annotation, biological process: phenylacetate catabolic process; fatty acid beta-oxidation. The transcript has 12 exons. Lineage: Eukaryota; Metazoa; Chordata; Actinopteri; Centrarchiformes; Centrarchidae.